This is a messenger RNA of Branchiostoma floridae (Florida lancelet), 335 nucleotides long. Its product is annotated as lysozyme c-1-like. The record is from RefSeq and is a predicted model, not a curated record. The transcript is spliced from 3 exons. Gene Ontology annotation, molecular function: lysozyme activity. Bases 1 to 321 code for a protein of 106 amino acids. NCBI's taxonomy places the organism in Eukaryota, Metazoa, Chordata, Leptocardii, Amphioxiformes, Branchiostomatidae.
AUGGCACGUAAUAUUUCCACAGGGAUCUGUCUGGUGCAGCACGAGAGUUCCUUCCGGACUGAUGCAAGAGGCGGCCCCAAUGGGAAUGGAUCCUACGAUUACGGGCUGUUCCAGAUCAACGGUUACUACUGGUGCAACAACCGUAAACCGAACAAUCACAACGACUGUGGCGUCUCCUGCUACGACCUCCUUGACGAUGACAUCGCUGAUAACGUCAAGUGUGUUAAACUGAUCUACAAGCGUCACGGUUUCUUUGCCUGGUAUGGCUGGGUCAACAAAUGCGGAGGCGACACCACCAGCUACGUCAAGGACUGCUGGUAGAAACGUCAUCCUUG